AUGCUUCACUGUUCCAGCUGUGAAAAGCCUAUCCUUGAUAGGUUCCUGCUCAAAGUUUUGGACAGACCAUGGCACAUCAAAUGUGUCCAGUGCUGCGAAUGCAAAUGCGCAUUGACAGAGAAAUGUUUUUCACGAGAAGGGAGACUGUAUUGUAAGAAUGACUUCUUUAGGAGAUUUGGGACCAAGUGUGACGGUUGCGCCCAGGGAAUUUUACCCAGUGAUCUUGUCCGCAGAGCCAAGAGCAAAGUGUUUCACCUCAACUGUUUCACCUGUGUGAUGUGUAACAAACAGCUGUCCACUGGAGAGGAACUGUACAUCUUGGACGAAUUCAAGUUUGUCUGUAAAGAGGACUAUCUAAACAACAAUGGAAAAGACACAAUCCUCCUUUCAGUCACGACUUGCAGCGACCCAAGUCUGUCUCCAGACUCCCAGGACCCGCAGGACGACGGGAAGGACUCAGAAACGGGACAUUUAUCUGAUAAAGACGUGUGCAACGAUAAUGACGAGCAGAGUGCCGUCGGGAAACGACGCGGGCCUCGGACCACCAUAAAAGCCAAGCAGCUGGAGACCCUGAAAGCGGCUUUCGCGGCCACACCGAAACCCACCAGACAUAUAAGGGAGCAGCUGUCACGGGAGACCGGCCUCUCCAUGAGAGUCAUCCAGGUUUGGUUCCAAAACCGGAGGUCCAAAGAGAGACGCAUGAAGCAGCUGAGCGCUCUGAGCGGGCGGAGACACGUGUUUUUCCGCGGGCAGAGGAGGAUGAGAGCGCUGGGAGAGAGACUGGAACCAGAAGAGCUGGGACACUUCUCCUAUUAUGGAGAUUAUCCCGGUGAAUACUAUGGCUCAGGAGGGAAUUAUGAGUACUUCCAAGGCCCACCAUCAUCUCAGGCUCAGACUCCAGCAGACCUGGGUUUUAUGCCCUCUUCUGUCCCUGCUGGCACCCCAUUAGGAGUCAUAGACCACCACCAUCCAGUGCACCACUGUCCUGGAGAGUUGCAGUGUUUCUCUGACGCAGUAUCUCAUCAUCCUGCGGAUUCACCCAGUCCAGAGCCCAAUAUACCGGGCUCAAUGCACAGCAUCUCCAGUGAGAUGUGUGGCCCUGGCAAACCUUUCACCACUGUGUCUCUCAGUGACAAUGGAUACACCAACCAGCUGUCACAACCCUCCUCAGAAAUGAGCGAAGGCACUGUCUGGUAA
Messenger RNA from Micropterus dolomieu (smallmouth bass), 1197 nucleotides. RefSeq names its product LIM/homeobox protein Lhx1-like. Lineage: Eukaryota; Metazoa; Chordata; Actinopteri; Centrarchiformes; Centrarchidae. The transcript has 5 exons. Gene Ontology annotation, molecular function: RNA polymerase II transcription regulatory region sequence-specific DNA binding; DNA-binding transcription factor activity, RNA polymerase II-specific. Gene Ontology annotation, biological process: neuron differentiation; regulation of transcription by RNA polymerase II. Gene Ontology annotation, cellular component: nucleus. The record is from RefSeq and is a predicted model, not a curated record. Bases 1 to 1197 code for a protein of 398 amino acids.